AUGGCUGACAAGGAAGCAGCCUUUGAYGAUGCAGUGGAAGAACGUGUAAUCAAUGAGGAGUACAAAAUAUGGAAAAAUAAUACCCCUUUUCUUUAUGAUUUGUUGAUGACCCAUGCUCUGGAGUGGCCCAGCCUAACAGCACAGUGGCUUCCAGAUGUAACCAGACCAGAAGGAAAAGAUUUCAGCAUUCAUCGACUUGUCCUGGGGACACCCACAUCAGAUGAGCAGAACCACCUUGUGAUAGCCAGUGUACAGCUCCCUAAUGAUGAUGCUCAAUUUGAUGUAUCACACUACGACAGUGAGAAAGGAGAAUUAGGAGGUUUUGGCUCAGUUAGUGGGAAAAUUGAAAUAGAAAUCAAGAUCAAYCAUGAAGGAGAAGUAAAUAGGGCUCGUUAUAUGCCCCAGAACCCUUGCAUCAUUGCAACAAAGACUCCAUCCAGUGAUGUUCUUGUUUUUGACUAUACAAAACAUCCUUCUAAACCAGACCCUUCUGGAGAGUGCAACCCAGACUUGUGUCUCCGUGGACAUCAGAAGGAAGGGUAUGGGCUUUCUUGGAACCCAAAUCUCAGUGGGCACUUACUUAGUGCUUUAGAUGACCAUACCAUCUGCCUAUGGGAUAUCAGUGUCAUCCCAAAGGAAGGAAAAGUGGUUGAUGCGAAGACCAUCUUUACAGGGCAUACAGCAGUAGUAGAAGACGUUUCCUGGCAUCUGCUCCAUGAGUCCCUGUUUGGGUCAGUUGCUGAUGAUCAGAAAUUUAUGAUUUGGGAUAUUCAUUCAAACAAUAUUUCCAAACCAAGCCACUCAGUAGAUGCUCACACUGCUGAAGUGAACUGCCUCUCUUUCAAUCCUUAUAGUGAGUUCAUACUUGCCACAGGAUCAGCUGAUAAGACUGUUGCCUUGUGGGAUCUGAGAAAUCUGAAACUUAARUUGCAUUCCUUUGAAUCACAUAAGGAUGAAAUAUUUCAGGUUCAAUGGUCACCUCACAAUGAGACUAUUCUGGCUUCUAGUGGCUUUUUCCUAGAUAAUGAAGGACAAGAACAGUGA
Urocitellus parryii (Arctic ground squirrel) is the source of this 1044-nucleotide messenger RNA. RefSeq names its product histone-binding protein RBBP4. Gene Ontology annotation, molecular function: protein binding. The record is from RefSeq and is a predicted model, not a curated record. Lineage: Eukaryota; Metazoa; Chordata; Mammalia; Rodentia; Sciuridae.